Molecule: messenger RNA, 1019 nt
Organism: Tripterygium wilfordii
Lineage: Eukaryota; Viridiplantae; Streptophyta; Magnoliopsida; Celastrales; Celastraceae
Exons: 3
Coding region: 43-600 (185 amino acids)
Source: RefSeq, a predicted model, not a curated record
GAUUUUUCAUAACUUGCUACUUACGUCCGCAUUGCUAUAUAUAUGUGCUUCAUCUUUGUAGUUCAAAGCCCUUUGAUAGUUCAUUUCCAGAGCACAAAAAUGAAGUUCUUGCUAUCAAAUCGUUGUGCGCUCUCUUCUUCACGCCCCGGGCUGGAUAGAAUUAAGAGUGGACGGAAUUGGGUAUGCAAAAGAAGUCCCAGAAAAAAUAUGGUCCGGGAAAGGUCCAAACGAUUACUCAACACAAGGCAAUCGAAUAAGAGAGUAGUACUGAAUGGGAAAAAAAUAAAGGAAGGCAUAGCACGGCUGAAGUUGGAAAUGGCAGAGAUAAGUGCGGAGCAAAAGAGCAUAGCGGAGGGACAGAAACAUGUGCGAAAGAAGUGCGAGGAGAUGCAGAGGGAACGCGAGCAACUGCAUAAGGAAACAGAGCUCAUUUCGCUGCAGAGUAUGGGCAUCCGCAUUCGUCUAAAUUUAAUGUUCCAAAUUUUGAAAGCAAGGGUCGAGAGCGAUUCUGCUAAGGUCGCUCAACUUACUCGCUCUCUCAGGGACUUGAUAGCCAACCCAAAAGAAGAACACAAGGGAAGUGUUGAUGAAUCCGGAUAGAAAUAAUGAUUAGGCAUAUAUGUGUGAAAGUUUCUAUAGAUUGCUAAUUAUAUUUGUGUUGAAGAUUGUAUUUUAUGAUAAGCAAAUAGCACAAAUCGUUAAAAAUUGAUAGAAAGGCUGUUGAGGUCUUGAUCUUUCAUGGAGUCUCCAAGAGCAGCUUCCCUCGUGUCUUCCUGCCUCUUAGAGCCGUUGAAGAUUUUCUUCUCCCAUGGAGUCUCUAAGCUUCUUGCUCUUACAUUGUCUUCUUCCCCAGUUAGUGUGCGAAGCUCCUCUUCUUGUUCCUACAUUGUCGAACCUUGUUGGGCUUGGUCUCUGAUUUGUGCCUCUGUUUCUUUGUUUUGGGCUUGGUCUCUGAUUAUAAGCAACGUUGUGGUCAGUUUCAUUUACAGUUAAAAUAAUUAUUAUUUUAUGUCCUCUGA